Molecule: messenger RNA, 4285 nt
Organism: Pomacea canaliculata
Lineage: Eukaryota; Metazoa; Mollusca; Gastropoda; Architaenioglossa; Ampullariidae
Product: vesicular acetylcholine transporter-like
Exons: 2
Coding region: 890-2593 (567 amino acids)
Biological process (GO): chemical synaptic transmission; transmembrane transport
Cellular component (GO): terminal bouton; AP-2 adaptor complex; AP-1 adaptor complex
Molecular function (GO): acetylcholine transmembrane transporter activity
Source: RefSeq, a predicted model, not a curated record
GGGACGCUACAUUGAGAAAGGACGUGAGGGAGGAGGAGGAGGAGGUGUGAGGGGGGAAGAGGAGAGGGCAGCGGGUGGGAGUUUGGGACCGCGAUAGCGCGCAUUGAAAUCCUCGCUUCUCUGUCCAGGAACCCACGCAGACGGCAACGGGAGGGCGAGGCGACGCUGCUACAAGAGAGGCUGCAGCGCUGUGCGGCACUGAGAGAACGGUCGCUGUGGUGUCGCUGGUGAAGCCGUGCGUAGAGAGAAGGAGGGAGAGAGUGUGUGUGUGAGAGAGAGAGAAGGCGGGAGGUACGCGACUGCAGCGUGCGUCAGGCUCUGUGCAGAGGCGCGCGGCAAAGUCUCAGGCUGCCGAGUACAUCUCACAAAACUACUCUCUACCAAAUCCAACGAAACUCUUUGGACUGGCCCUGAGAAAACCGUUACCGUUCAAUGGGAUUCAACUGUAGGCAAAAAGGGCAAGGCACACUAUGUGGCACAAAUUGCUUUCUUUGACGACCAAAAAAUCCUUGUUUUACAACGAUAUAUUUAGCGCUCAUCUCCUGUAGUGUGGGACAAGACACUAGCCUUUCCGCCGCUGUUCGGAGGUUUUAUCAAACUAAAGAAAAACUUUAAAGAAAGCCGAAAGAUCCCAGAAGUGAUUGAAGGUGAAGCAAAAACUUUUUUACAGUUCGGUAAGGUCCUCUUAAUUUUUUCAAGAGAAUCAACACUCUCGGACAGUACACUCUUCAUAGUGAAAAGUACAUUAACAUUUGACAGAGUGCAGAGACUCAAACGGCUUGUGCUGAAAUUCUUCUCCGAAGUCAUCGACCAUUGUCUUUUAGGAGUCUUCUGUUAUUUAUCCAAGAGAGAGUGAUUAAAGUCCACGGAAGUGCAGCAGCGUUGCAUCAUGGGGUACACGCCGACCUUCACAUCAAAACUGAGCCUGGUCUGGGAUCGCUUCCAGGACAAGAUCAAGAACCCGACAUCGCAGCGUCGUCUGGUGCUCAUCAUCGUCUGCAUCGCUCUCCUCCUCGAUAACAUGCUUUACAUGGUCAUCGUGCCAAUCAUCCCCAAUUUUCUACGAACCAUCAACGGCAUACCGGAAGAGGUCGCCCCUGUGGAAGCUGAGGUCAUCAUUGACGGAACGGUCACGGAGAUGUAUGUGGAACUGGCCACCUGGAACUCCAGCUGGUAUGAGGAUGGGCUCCAGAACAGGACUCGCUACAGGGCAGUGACACCCAAGCUGGGGAAGCUGCCUCCACCUCCAGUGAGCUACGGGAACGAGGGAAGCGCCAUUGGAGUUCUGUUUGCUUCGAAGGCGAUCGUCCAGCUUUGCGUCAACCCGUUCACCGGCACCCUGAUGGACCGGAUAGGCUACGAUAUUCCACUGAUGAUAGGGUUAGUCAUCAUGUUUCUCUCCACUUCGGUGUUUGCUUUCGGUGAGAGCUACGCUGUGCUCUUUCUGGCACGUUCCAUGCAAGGGCUGGGAUCCGCCUUUGCAGACACGUCAGGACUGGCCAUGAUCGCAGACCGGUUCACGGAAGAGUCCGAGAGGACGAAGUCAUUGGGCAUUGCACAGGCCUUCAUCUCAUUCGGCUGCCUUUUCGCUCCACCACUUGGGGGCAUCCUGUACGAGUUUGCGGGAAAGGUGGUCCCUUUCCUGCUUCUGGCUUUCGUCUCUCUGUUUGACGGCUUCCUGUGCUUGAUGGUGAUGAAGCCCGUGCGGCAGCAGCGCAGCAUGCUGGCUCCCGAGGAGCGACCCAAAGGCACGCCCAUCUACAAGCUGUUGAUGGACCCUUACAUCGCCGUAUGCGCCGGCGCCCUGGCCAUGUCCAACGUCUCACUUGCUUUCCUGGAGCCCACCAUCUCGCUGUGGAUGAAAGACCGCAUGGGCGCCGAUGAGUGGGAGAUCGGCUUCGUGUGGCUUCCGGCCUUCAUCCCGCACAUCUGCGGCGUGUACCUGACUGUCAAGUUGGCCAAGACCUACCCGCAGUACCAGUGGCUGAUGGCAGCGAUUGGCGUCUCGCUGGAGGGCAUCUGCUGCUUCUUCGUACCUUUCGCCAAGGCCUACUUUGUCCUCAUCUUCCCCAUCAUGGGAAUUUGCUUUGGCAUCGCGCUGGUGGACACGGCCCUGCUGCCCAUGCUGGGCUACCUGGUGGAUGUGCGACACGUCUCUGUCUACGGUUCUGUGUACGCCAUCGCGGACAUCUCCUACUCGUUGGCCUACGCCUUAGGUCCUGUCGUCGCUGGCAGUGUCGUGCACGCCAUCGGUUUCCUGUGGCUGAACGUCUUCAUCUUCCUCACCAACGUGGGCUACGCGCCCGUGCUGCUGAUGCUGCGGCAUGUAUACAAGUACAAGCGGUUCGACAACGAGGACGAUGUGCUGGUUAGCGAGCACAGCGAGCUUGGCCAACCCUCCUAUAAGACUUAUGUUCAGAACGGGGGCGUAAGCGGGAAACCCGAACCUCUGGACGGAGGAGACAACUUUGCCAACCAUCUCAAGAUCAGCAACCAGCGGCCCAUGUACAGCGGGGAAAUUGACUGCUAUCCACCAUCGGGUGAUGUGGACUAUGCCUACGGCAAGGAACCCUACUCCUUUUAUCAACGUUAGUCCUGUGGGAUGGUGGGGUCACCUGCCUGACCCCUUCUCUGGAGACGAUGCAAAGGCGGCAACAGUUCGAGGCUGACAAUACCGAGGACAUCUCACACGAAGCCAGUAACAUUUACUGGAACACGAUCAAAAGAUGCAGACCACACAGUAUUUUAGCCUUCAGUUCUUGCAAAGGAAUGUCCAUUCUUAGACUUACUGUCAGAAAGGUAUUUUGUUCUGUUCCUUAUUUUAAUCUUUGUUCAUACGAUGUGGAUAUUUUCCCUGCAUCGAAAUAAUAUGAAUGAAGUAACCUACUUUUUAAACACGCGUAUUCCUUUAUUCGUAUUAUCAGACAGUUGCAAAACUCCAGAACCAAUAUUUUCACACUUAACUGCAUCAUCAAUCGUUUUGACUAAGAUACAACAUGUCAACGAAGACGUCAGCUUUUUUUCAAUUUUAUUUUUCUCUUUAUUUGUCCAUUUUUUGUUUUGUUUGUUUAGGACUUUUUACAAUGAGAACAUCAUAUUUUUUCCUUUUUUUCCAUAAGAAUUAUGUUUGAUAAAAUGUAAGCGUGUUAUUUGUAACAUUAUCAGAAAAUGACUGCCUGUCCAACAGCCUGUUCUCCUGUUGAUCAACAGUCACAUGACUCGAUAACUGUUUAACAAAACAUUCCACUCUGUGCAUGAAACACGUUGUGCAUUCCAUUCUUGUGUUUGUGAAAAAAUGUCUUUCACCUUCGAUAGCAGAGUGGAAACAAACACCUUUGUAGCCAAAAUUCCAUUUCUCGUAAAUUAAGAUCCGUGUUAAGUCAGACUUUCAAGAACUGUUAAGGAGUACAUCUGAAGUUAAGGAUAGUUGCAGUCUGGUUGAUGUCUGUGAUUUCAUGCCUUGAUGAGAUGUGACCAAAAGCCAUUUGAGAACUGUGAUUCCAUUUGAACGCUGAGCUUAUCUACAGUUAGUCACAAAGUUGGAUUUCUUUAUUCGAUUUAUAGCUGUUUAUGAAGUUGUCCAUGAGUAGAAUGGUUACAGUUGCUUGUAAAGAAGUGUAGGCAAAUGAGUGUUACCUGUUACAACUGUAGGUGUGUUAAGCAUAUGUGUUACAUGUGACAGCUGUAGGCCUGUGUCGGUGUCUGCAUGGUUACUGCCGCUAGACUGCUGCUUUGAUGAGACAUGAUGAUCAGAAAGUCAGAAGGACGUGUGGACAUGUGUUCCUUGGUGUGAAUGUGUAUGUGAGUGUGAGUGCAUGAGUGUAUGUGUGAGUGUAAGAGUUUGGGUGUGUGUGUGUGAUCUUUUAUACUGUAAACUCCAAGUUGAUGGCUGCAGACAUCAGUAGAUUGUUUUUCCUCGAGCAGGUGCCCCGUUCAGUGACUCUAGUCUCUCCAGAAAGCUCCUUUCAAGCACACGAAUUCCCGCCCUUGAUGGAGCUCUUCUCACCUUUUUGCACUUGCAUUAGCCUCACUCACACCUUCCCUGUUUCUAGACCUUCCACUCCGUCCCUCUGUACUUUUCCCCCUUUGAACGCUUUUGUCUUAAAAGCGGUGUGUACUGAGUGAUCAGAAAUGUAGAAAUGUAUAAUAGUUCAUCUGGUUUGUCAUAGCUUUAACAGCUUACACCGGGUUUCCUAAGAGAAAGCCCAUUUGUCACUAAAACCCAUGCUACAACCAAGCUUUGUUUUGAUAAAUGAUUGUUAUGGAUAAAAAAAUGAGAAUACUU